Molecule: messenger RNA, 552 nt
Organism: Cicer arietinum (chickpea)
Lineage: Eukaryota; Viridiplantae; Streptophyta; Magnoliopsida; Fabales; Fabaceae
Source: RefSeq, a predicted model, not a curated record
UAUUGAAACUAUAAUAUACGGAAGAGUGAAGUAAAAGAACAAAAUAAUAAUGAAGCCUAAGUUCUUUCUAAUUCUAGUUUUCUAUGCAUUCUCAUCACUAUUCCACGUAGAAGCAGAUAGUGAGUUUGUGGAAACAAGAGGAGUGCAGCUUAUGCUAAACGGAAGCCCCUAUUAUGCAAAUGGUUUUAAUGCAUAUUGGUUAAUGUAUGUUGCUUCUGAUCCAUCUCAAAGAAACAAGGUUUCAUCAACGUUUCAAGAGGCUUCAAAUCAUGGACUUAACAUAGCAAUUACUUGGGCUUUUAGUGAUGGUGGUUAUAAACCACUACAAUACUCUCCUGGAUCCUACAAUGAGGAUAUGUUCCAGGGAUUGGACUUUGUAAUAGCUGAAGCAAGAAGAUAUGGGAUUAAAGUGGUUUUGAGCUUGAAUUAUGAGCUUCCUGAUUGUUUUGAAUUAUGAGAAUUUUGGAGGAAAGAAACAAUAUGUGGAAUGGGCAAGGAGUCAGAGUCGGUCCAUAAAUUCUGAAGAUGAUUUCUUUACUAAUCUUGCAGUGA